This is a messenger RNA of Brettanomyces nanus, 804 nucleotides long. RefSeq lists its product as uncharacterized. The transcript has a single exon. The coding region runs from base 1 to 804 and encodes 267 amino acids. The record is from RefSeq and is a predicted model, not a curated record. Gene Ontology annotation, biological process: regulation of transcription by RNA polymerase II. Gene Ontology annotation, cellular component: mediator complex; core mediator complex. NCBI's taxonomy places the organism in Eukaryota, Fungi, Ascomycota, Pichiomycetes, Pichiales, Pichiaceae. Gene Ontology annotation, molecular function: transcription coactivator activity.
AUGUCCAUCGAAAACACACCGUUGGAUGAGCUUCAAUGGAAAUCCCCCGAAUGGGUUAAUGCCUUUGGUUUAAGAACCGAUAAUGUUCUCGAGUAUUUCUCUCAAUCUCCAUUCUUCGAUAGAACCUCUAAUAAUCAGGUGUUGAAGAUGCAGAACCAAUUUUCCGAUGCAAAUUAUAUUAGCAGGCCAUAUGAAUUAUUACUUAUCGACCUUACAAAAAUGAGAGGUACGGAAUUUAUCAUCUCUAUAGUGAGAGAGCCAGACUUUUGGGUUAUUCGAAAGCAGUACAGGUACUCAGAGACUCGGGUUAAAACUUUGGCUGAUUUCUACAUCAUUGGAUCCAGUGUAUAUAUGGCUCCAUCAAUUCAUGCUAUUCUUUCCAGUAGAUUAUUGAGUACGUCUCUUAAUUUGAAGAAUGCUAUCAACUUACUUCAAGAACUUCCUAGUUUCUCUCCUUCUAAGGGUCAUUACUAUGAGUUCAGUAAGUCUGACAAUGAAUCUAAAGACGACAAAACUGAAGAUUCCUUGAAAUUGCCUGAUUCUAUUUCCAAUGCUUUCAGUAACCUUCUUAAUUUGUCACUCCAGAAGAAUUCUGUACGUUUGGAUGAUAUGCCCGAUACGGGGAUCAACGAGAUUGCCUUGACCAAGCAGCAGCAGCAGCAGCAGCAACAACAGCAACAGCAGCAACAGCAGCAACAACAACAACAACAACAACAACAGCAGCAACAGCAGCAACAACAACAACAACAACAACAACCUUCCAAGUCCCUUCUAAACCCAGCAGUCUCUUCACCACCCAAAUAG